GAAAAAUUUCAGGAAUUCAAAGAAGCUGCACGAUUAGCAAAGGAGAAAUCCCAAGAAAAGAUGGAGCUAACAAGUACACCUUCACAGGAAUCCGCAGGAGGGGACAUUCAAUCUCCUUUAACACCAGAAAGCAUUAAUGGAACAGAUGAUGAAAGAACUCCAGAAGUGACACAGAACUCGGAACCAAGGGCUGAACCAACCCAGAAUGCAUUGCCAUUUACACAUAGUUCAACAAUCAGCAAGCACUGGGAGGCAGAACUGGCCACACUUAAGGGUAACAAUGCCAAGCUCACAGCAGCUCUGCUGGAGUCCACUGCCAAUGUAAAACAAUGGAAACAACAGCUUGCUGCAUAUCAGGAGGAAGCAGAACGUCUACAUAAGCGGGUGACUGAGCUGGAGUGUGUGAGCAGUCAAGCAAAUGCAGUCCAUACACAUAAAACAGAAUUAAACCAGACAAUACAGGAAUUAGAAUCCACACUGAAGAAGAAAGAACAGGAAAUAGAAAGAUUGAAACAAGAAAUUGAUAAUGCCAGAGAGCUUCAGGCACAGAGGGAUGCUUUGACCCAGAAGCUCCAGGAAGUAGAAAUUCGAAACAAGGACCUGGAAGGACAGCUGUCUGAUCUAGAGCAACGUCUGGAGAAAAGUCAGAAUGAGCAAGAAGCUUUUCGCAAUAACUUGAAGACACUUUUAGAAAUUCUUGAUGGAAAAAUCUUUGAACUAACAGAAUUACGAGAUAACCUGGCCAAGCUAAUAGAAUGUAGCUAAAGAAAUGGGAUUUCAGUGCCAAUCAUCUUAAAGAUGCACUGUCUCUCUUCAUAGGACUAUGUUGGGCUCUGCAUCAAAGUUGCACAAAAUUAGAAAAAUGCUCCUCCAAGAGGGCCUAUUUUAAAUUUGAAUAGUAUAUUUCAAUGUAAAAAUUAGAAUUCAUCUUGUAGCUAGUCAAAAAAGAAAACACUUGAAUUACAAAUUACCUCCAUGUAUAUUAUUGGCCAUACAUAACUUGAAGAAAGAUAUUAACAGUAAUUAAAUGCAGUGAUUUUCUAAUUAUUAGCCAGUGGAAGAAUUAGCAGUGUCCCAAGUCACAUCCCCUUUUGGUGUUAGACACAAUGUAGAUUAUCUGCUUUUUUAUUUAAUUAAGAUAUCUAAUUGAUGUGUUUUGUGCAAAAACUUAGUGAUGACAGCCCUGUCUUUUGUUGUAAUCUUAAUAAUUUCUCAGGAUAUUUUGCACUGUUGAGAAACAGUGCCAUUACCAAUUAAUUCUUGCCAGGAGUGAGAGAGAAUUGCAUCUUUAAUUGAAACAUAGUUAAUAGAACUGCUUGUAUAGAGUUCUUCCUUUUUUUUAUACUGGAAGAUACUGUAUUUCUUUAUGAAGUUUACUCUGGUGUUCUAUAAUAUUGUCCAGUGUAUGGUUUACUUUCCAUAUUAAUUCCAUAUAUUUGCAAUGAGAUACUGUCUCCCAUUUUAUUACACAUUUUGAAGUCAACCAAUGAAGGCAGGUGAGUUCCUCAGAAAAAAAUAUUUUUUAAUUUAAAAUUUGACAUACACACACAAAUAUAGGUAGCCAGACAUUUAUUGUCUGGCCUUAUUAAACAUCAAAUAUAAUUAGAAUGUGCAGUUACUUGAAAAUGUUUUAUUAGCCUGUUUUGCAAGAAAUCUUU
This is a messenger RNA of Chelonoidis abingdonii (Abingdon island giant tortoise), 1658 nucleotides long. The record is from RefSeq and is a predicted model, not a curated record. NCBI's taxonomy places the organism in Eukaryota, Metazoa, Chordata, Testudines, Testudinidae.